AUGUCACGUUCUUCUCGUACAGGUCAGUUGCAAUACGAUCCUGAGAUCGAGAAGACUGCAAAGGGGUUGAGGAAGGAGACUAAAGUGCGCAAGAAUCAAGCCCUUUCAUCAACAUCCCUUCAAUCGAAUACCACAACUGAAUCAACUGCCUCUUGUUGCGAUCCUGAAGUGGAACAAGAAAUGGCUGAAGAACAAAGAACGUUGCGGGAGCUUUCUGCACCAAAUGUUAAUCAACAACCACUUUGUAUUCAACAUCCUACCUUAGAGGUUGGUUUUGAAUUACGUUCAGGAUUGCUUCCCAUGGAGAGAAAAAUGAUGGAUGCAACUAGUGGAUGUGCUAUAGUGAAUGAAAUUCCCCAAGAAGCUGGAGAACGGGAUAAGUCUUCUAGAAGAGUGAACGAGGUAAACAUUUCUUCCAUUGAGAAUAAACUAUCUCAUUUUACUACUCUUGUUCAACAGUUAGUUGUAGGAAAUAUGCAGCAAGUAAAAACUUGUGGGAUAUGUGCUGCUACUGGACACCAAACUGAUAUGUGCCCAACACUUCAAUACGAUUCGUUUACCUUGAGAAGUGGAAAAGAGCUGCAAGAACCUACUCAAGUGAAAAGCAGACACAACCGAGAUGAAGAAAAGGAAAAAGAAGUCCAUCCACCCCAAAAUGAUCAAAAACUUGUCAAAGAACAUCCGGAGGCUGUGGUAAUUCCUCCCCCUUUUCCUAGUAGAUUGGCAAAAUCAAAAAAGGAUGAAGAACAAAAAGAAAUACUUGACACAUUUCGAAAGGUUGAGGUAAAUAUUCCUUUACUUGAUGCUAUUAAACAAAUUCCUCGAUAUGUUAAAUUUCUUAAAGAGUUGUGCACAAAUAAAAGAAAGUUGAAAGGCAGUGAAAUGGUAAACAUGGGGGAAAAUGUUUCAGAUGUUCUACAAAAGAAGUUGCCUCCUAAAUGUAAAGAUCCUGGAAAUGGUGUAAUUGUUCAACUUGCUGAUAGAUCUAAUGUUUAUCCUGUGGGGGUUUUAGAAGAUGUUUUAGUGCAAGUUGAUGGGUUGAUUUUUCCUGUUGAUUUUUAUGUGUUAGAUAUGGAAGAAGAUAAUUCUACUAAUUCUUCAUUAAUCUCAUUAGGAAGGCCAUUUUUGAAAACAUCUAGAACUAAAAUUGAUGUGCAUGAAGGUACACUCACAAUGGAAUUUGAUGGUGAACUCAUUAAGUUUAACAUUUAUAAUGCUAUGAAAUAUCCUGAUGAUGUGUCGUCUGUUUCUCUAGUAGAUGUUGUUGACCCUUUUGUGCAGAAAAUUUCUUAUUUGACGGAUAAUAAUGCCUUAGAGGUUGCACUAAACUUGAAUCUUACCCCUGAUGGGUGGAAGAAAAUCAUGAAUAAGUUUUCUUUGAAUUUUGAUUUGCAAGAUAUUGUACAUGAGUUGGAGUCACUUAAGCCAAUGAAAUAUAAUGCUUAUUAUAUUGAGUUGCCUAUAUAUGACACAAAACUCCUUCCUUCUGUUGUUCAAGCUCCAAAGAUAGAACUCAAACCAUUGCCAGAUCAUUUAAAGUAUGCAUUCUUAGGGGAUGAAGAGACUCUUCUCGUGCUAAUCUCCAAAAAACUAUCUACAUUGGAAGAAGAAAAAUUGGUCCGAGUGCUUAGGGAAUAUAAGUGUAUAAUCUAUCCAAUCUCAGAUAGCAAGUGGGUAAGUCCUGUGCACAUUUUCCCAAAGAAAACAGGUAUAACAGUGAUAGAAAAUGAUAAUGGUUUUUAUCAGAUUCUAGUUGCACCUGGAGACCAAGAAAAAAUGACCUUCACCUGCCCAUUUGGCACCUUUGCAUUCCGAUGGAUGCCCUUUGGUCUUUGCAAUGCUCCUACUACAUUUCAAAGGUGUAUGGGUAUUAUUUUGGGUCAUGUGGUAUCUUCUAAAGGGAUUGAAGUGGAUAGAGCUAAGGUAGAAGUUAUUAAAUCUUUGCCUUACCCUGCUAGUGUGCUGGAUGUUCGUUCUUUUCUUGGUCAUGCAGGUUUCUACAGGAGAUUUAUGAAGGAUUUUUCAAAGAUUAGCAAUCCAUUGUGUCGAUUGUUGCAAAAAGAUGUGGCAUUUGAGUUCGAUGAAGCAUGCAAAGAUUCAUUUGAUACGCUAAAAGAUAUGUUAACAUCUGCACCAAUAAUUCAGCCAUCGAAUUGGGAUCUUCCAUUCGAACUUAUGUGUGAUGCCAGCAAUCAUGUAGUUGGCGCUGUACUAGGGAAAAAAGUUGGAAGAGCUUCACAUGUUAUUUAUUAUGCUUCGAGAACACUUGAUAGUGCACAAAGCAAUUAUACCACAACAGAAAAAGAACUUUUAGCUAUUGUAUUUGCUUUAAAAAAAUUCCGUUCAUAUUUGCUUGGUACUAAAGUGAUUGUUUAUUCUGACGAUGCAGCUCUUAAGUACCUGCUUUCAAAGAAAGAAGCUAAGCCCAGACUCAUUCGAUGGAUGCUCUUACUACAAGAGUUUAACCUGGAGAUACGAGAUAAAAAGGGUGCAGAAAAUUUAGUUGCUGAUCAUCUUAGUAGGAUAAUUACAAGUGUAAAACCUUCGCCAUUGCAAGAUGAUUUUCCUGAUGAACAUCUUUUUUCUGUUCAAAAGACGAUUCCCUGGUAUGCUGAUAUUGUGAAUUACUUAGUUACUAGAACAUUACCAGUUGAUUUAUCUAAAUCUCAAAAAGAUAAAAUAAAGAGUGAUGAUAAAUACUAUGUUUGGUAUGACCCUUAUUUGUGGAAGCAUUGUUCUGAUCAAAUAAUCCGAAGAAAUUUGGGUUAUAGGGAUCAAAUGUCACUUACUCCUAUACUUGUUUGUGAAAUAUUUGACGUUUGGGGUAUUGAUUUCAUGGGUCCUUUUCUUUCUUCUUACAAUAAUGUUUACGUUAUUCUUGCUGUGGAUUAUGUUUGGGAUGCCAAGAGCACUAAUAAGCGAUCGUGGAACUCAUUUUUGCAACAGAGUGGUGGAAGUUACCAUCCACAAAGCAAUGGACAGGCAGAAAUCUCAAACAAAGAAAUUAAGUCCAUACUAGAGAAGACUGUUAACCCGAACAGGAAAGGUUGGUGUACACGACUUGAUGAUGCUUUAUGGGCUUAUCGAACGGCCUACAAAACUCCAAUAGGUAUGUCUCCUUAUCGUUUGGUAUUUGGUAAACUGUGUCAUUUUCCUGUUGAGUGGGAACACAAGGCUUAUUGGGCUGUUAAGCAAUGUAACAUGAGGAUGGAUGAAUUUGGUGAGUUGAGAAAGUUGCAGCUGCAAGAGCUUGAAGAAAUUCGUAAUGAUGCAUACGAAAGCUCUAGAAUUUACAAGGAAAAGACAAAAGCAUUUCAUGAUCAAAAGAUUUCUAGGAAAUUUUUUGCUGUUGGUCAGAAAGUUUUACUUUAUCAUUCUAGAUUGAAACUUUUUCCUGGUAAAUUGCAUUCUAGAUGGGUAGGACCUUUUGUUGUCACUAAUGUUUUUCCUCAUGGUGCAGUUGAAAUACACAGUUUAGAGACUGGAAAAUAUUUUAAAGUUUUGGACAUCGUUUAA
Molecule: messenger RNA, 3516 nt
Organism: Ipomoea nil (Japanese morning glory)
Lineage: Eukaryota; Viridiplantae; Streptophyta; Magnoliopsida; Solanales; Convolvulaceae
Exons: 11
Coding region: 1-3516 (1171 amino acids)
Molecular function (GO): nucleic acid binding
Source: RefSeq, a predicted model, not a curated record